CUGGUGCGGAGAGGGGCGGCUGCUGAAGUUUGGUUGUGUUUGUUGUUUGACAGUUAGCUACAGGUUGCAAUACAAAUUUGUAAGAGGGGGGCCACUAAAAUGUUUUGCAGCAAGGUGGGGGGGCCCCCAACCAAAUCUUGCUGAGGGCCCCUAAAAGGCUAGAGCCGGCCCUGCUUUGUCACACGUACCGACUACAAGUAUCAUGGCAGGAACGUCACGACAUGAUCGGGAGAUGGCGGUGAAUGCCAAAAAACAGUUGUCUGUAUGCACAGACCCUGUGGAUCGGCUGAGGAUGCAGUGUCUCGCACGUGGCUCUUCUGGCAUCAAGGGUCUGGGCAGAACAUUCAGGAUAAUGGAUGAUGACAACAACCGUACAUUGGAUGUGAAGGAGUUCAUGAAGGGCCUUAAUGACUACGGUGUCCUCAUCGAGAAAGAUGAGGCCCUGGCAAUGUUUCAAAGUUUUGACCGGGAUAACAGUGGACUCAUUGACUUUGAUGAAUUUCUCCUCACUCUCAGGCCCCCGAUGUCCAAUGCCAGGAAGGAGGUGAUCAUGCAGGCCUUUAGGAAGCUGGAUAAGACUGGUGACGGUGUGAUCACUAUUGAAGAUCUGAGGGGGGUUUACAAUGCCAAGUACCACCCCAAAUAUCAAAACGGGGAGUGGACAGAGGAGCAAGUAUUCUGCAAAUUCCUGGACAGCUUCGACUCUCCUUACGACAAGGACGGAAAGGUCACAACGGAGGAGUUUCUCAACUACUACUGCGGAGUCAGCGCCUCCAUCGAUAGUGACGUCUAUUUCAUUCUCAUGAUGAAAAAUGCAUGGAAAUUAUGAGUUUUAAGUUGAUAACUUCAUGAUAAUAAUUUUUAAUGGACAGUUUUUCAAGGUGCCUUCUUAAACAAAUAUUAUAUUAUGGAAAUCAUGUUGACAAACUAAUAUUAAUAAUGUCCCAAUGAUAUGCAAAUGAUUAUGAAUUACUCGUAUUUUAAUUAUAUAGUCACUCUCUCCAGAAACGACCAAUAUUAUGUAUUGUAGAAAUUGAAAUUUGAUGUCUCUGUACAUCUAUGGUCCACAGUUCCAAUGUUAGAUACAAAUUUAUAAAGAUACAGGGAAAUCAUAAAGACUGAUAAAUCAAAGUACAGUCAUUUCAGGAGAUGAGGAAAGCAGAGGAAAUGAUACAACUCUGCAUUUUCUUGUGGAAUUAUGCAUAAAAAUGUGAUCUGUUUAAUAAAAAUGUUCACAAAAUUUUACAAUAUGGUAAUUUCUACACCGACAAUGCUGUCACAUUUGUCAGAUUAAAAUAUACAAAUACCGGAUGACUACAGAUUUUGUACAGUAAAAUAAAAACAAAGCAAUAAUUUGCAGAUGAUGACUUUAUGUUUAAUGCUCCGCUAAAGUCUCCCAUAAAGUGUUCAAGAAAAGGAUAAAGCGUUCUGCAUUGAAAACUAUAAUGUAUGAGAGUACAUAGUAUAAUAUUAUAAUACAUCCAAGUCAGUGUAAAAAAAAAACUACAUACCGGUAACUGUGCAGGAAAUACAAUCACUUACAGUGGGGAGAACAAGUAUUUGAUACACUGCCGAUUUUGCAGG
Molecule: messenger RNA, 1584 nt
Organism: Coregonus clupeaformis (lake whitefish)
Lineage: Eukaryota; Metazoa; Chordata; Actinopteri; Salmoniformes; Salmonidae
Product: calcyphosin-like protein
Exons: 6
Coding region: 203-829 (208 amino acids)
Molecular function (GO): calcium ion binding
Source: RefSeq, a predicted model, not a curated record